Messenger RNA from Eimeria acervulina, 2001 nucleotides. Its product is annotated as integral membrane protein, putative. The transcript has 6 exons. Lineage: Eukaryota; Apicomplexa; Conoidasida; Eucoccidiorida; Eimeriidae. Bases 1 to 2001 code for a protein of 666 amino acids. The record is from RefSeq and is a predicted model, not a curated record.
AUGGAGAAGGCGCCAGGGCUCUCUCUUCCCUUCGUGGAUGCUGAAGAUGUUUCAAUCAGCGCGCAGCACCAGAAGCCCACCAAGCAGUGUAGCAGCGGAGAGUGGGAUUCAUCUGUACCUGAAGAAGGCCGUGCAUUGCUGGAUGAAAAGGGUUUAAUUCCUGUACCGUUUGCAACGCGUGUUGUGAGUUCUUUAAUAGCGAUGCUGCAGGGAGUGGAAGUAUUAUGCAACUUGGCGAUAUUAUAUUUAUUUAAAGAUGAUUUUCGUAUAGAUCCAGCACUUCUAGCGGUUGUUCUGGGGGCUCUUCGUCUACCUUGGACGGUGAAGCCUCUCUGGGCUCUUGCUGCAGAUAAUUUCCCUCUAUUUGGAUAUCGUAGAAAAUCAUAUAUCUUUUUAGGUGCAUCUAUGUGCAUCGUUGCAACCCUAGGAAUAGGCUUAGGGGGCUAUAAGUCUCUUUAUGCAACAACUCUGCUUCUUCUUCUAUACUUCUGGGGUUCUGCUAUCUGCAAUGUCAUAGGAGAGGCCCUUGUAGUUGAAGCUGGAAGAAGAGAUGUAAAUGAAGAGGCUACAGCGCGUACUGUGUCUGUUUUCUUUGCUUUCCGCAAGCUUAGCUUUGCUACUGUUUCUUAUCUGUCUGGAUUGCUGCUGGCAGUGAUGGCGAAGCAAUACGUCUUUGUUGUUGCUGCUGCACUGCCUGCUGCUGUUCUUUUUGCUACUUUUGCUCUUGAAGAACCGCAAAUUCAAACAGUAUUACCUCCAAAGCAGCAAUUCAAAGAGCUCUGGAAAGUUCUCAAACAACCCGUACUCCUCAACUCAACUCUAUUCAUCUUCGUCAUGAUGGUAAACCUACCUGCUAUUCAUGCUCCUGCUGAUGCUGCUGCAGUUGAUGCUGCUGCUAAUGCUGCUGCAGCUGAUGCUGAUGCUGAUCUUGUUGCAGCUGAUGCUGCUCGAAAUGCUGCAGAUGAGGCUGCUGCAGGAGGUGCUGCUGCUGCAGGAGAUGCUGCGACUCCGUCAGCUGGAUCUAUAAUGUUUUAUUUCAUGACGAACGAACUGCACUUCGGGCCUGAGUUGCUGGGGCGUAUGGCGUUGUUCCAGAGUUUAGCUUCUCUAGGGGGUAUUCUGGUGUAUAUGUAUUGCUGCAGCAGCACCUCUAUUCGCAGACUUCUUUGCGUUUCUACUCUGGCCGUCACGCCCUUCUGCCUGCUGCCAAUUGUUGUCAUUGAAAGGUGGAAUGUUUCUCUGGGCAUUCCAGAUUCUGUAUUUGUGGUCACUGACACGGUUCUGAUGGAAUUCGCAGGAGAGUUUCAAGCAAUGCCCAUUUUGGUGUUGGCCGCUCGCCUUUGCCCGCCGGGUUUGGAGUCGACGAUUUACUCGGUGCUCCUCUCUGCAUACAACUUGGGUCUGGGGUUAGGCUCGCUGGUUUCUGCAGGAUUAACGGCUGCCUUAGGAAUUUCAUCAACGAAUUUCAAAGGGCUUUCUGCGUUAACUGCAAUCUGCGCAAUCUCGAAUUUGCUGCCUCUCUGUCUUUUAUGGUUAAUACCCUCAACAGUGCGGGGCCCGCUGUCUCCCUCUCAACUCCGCAUAGCAGGAAUAAAAAGAAGACAUAAGAACCCAGCGGAAGAAACAGAUUCAACUGCAGCAGACUCCGAUGCAGCAGCUGCAACAGAAACAUCCGCCAGCAACUCCGAUAUGGAAGCAGGUAGCAGGCCUUGGCGAGCUGGUGCAAGCAGCAGCAGCAACAGCAGCAGCAACAACAACGGCAGCAGCAGCAGCAGUGAUGGAUCUGUAACGAGAAGAGGUACAGUGCAAGUUGUUGAUGGAGAUGGUACUGAGGUAUACGCGCCGUUUAUUUCGCGAGAUUCAUUUGCUGCUUUGCAUGCAGAAGAAGUACUCUUACAAAGGCGACCCUCUAAACAACAAAGCAUAUUUGAAUGCGGGGGCUCUGGUGAGUGCGCCGUCCCCUCGCAGCAGCAGCAGCAGCAGCAGCAGCAGCGCUGGUAG